Messenger RNA from Acanthocheilonema viteae, 1137 nucleotides. The record is from the annotation of a GenBank genome assembly. Lineage: Eukaryota; Metazoa; Nematoda; Chromadorea; Rhabditida; Onchocercidae.
AUGAGUGAGGAAGAAAGGAAAACCUUACUUGGAAACGAAUGUGGAUGCACCAAUAGUUACUCGGGAGAAUCCUCAACUAAAUAUGCAAUAACAAAUCACCUAUGCCAAGUUAACGUUUCGUUCUGGAAAAGAAGGCAGCACAAAAAACUUCUCCAUAAGUAUAACGAACAUCAAGAGCGCCUGCAAUCCUUAUACCGUCAUGAUGAACAACUUUUCGCACAUCUUUCGAAUAGAAAUUUAGUGAAAGCGUCGAAUUACGAAGAACAACGAAAACGAAAUAUAAACAGUAUUUUAGCAGGACUAACUUUUGCAACAAAUAUUAUUUUGUUGUUUGCCAAUGGAGUUGCUUCCGUAUUAUCUGGCUCUCUUUCUAUUAUUAGCACGUUUCUCGAUUCGGCUGUAGACUGCAUUAGUGGAGUAUUAAUUUAUAUUAGUACUUGGGCUAUCAAAAAUACGGAUACAUUCAAUUAUCCACGAGGACGAGCACGCUUAGAGCUUAUUAUUGUCCUCAUCUGUUCCGUCAUUAUGGGUGUCGCCAAUAUUAUGAUGAUUAUUCAAUCAGUUGAAUCAAUUAUCAAUAAGAAUAUAUAUCCGAAUGCAAGUGUAUCUACUAUUUGCAUAUUGGUUACUGCUUGUAUCAUAAAAAUAUUGUUGAUGAUAUUUUGCUACAAACAUGGUACACCUGGCUCACGGACGUUAGCGAUGGAUCAGCGAAAUGAUAUUAUAACGAGUGCAGUUGCAUUAAUUAGUGCUUUUAUUGGUGACAAAUAUUGGCUUUAUGCGGACCCGAUUGGAGCCAUUUGUGUCUGCACAUUUGUCGCCUCAUCAUGGUUUUGUAAUGCAGUCGAUAAUAUUCCAAUGUUGGUGGGUAAACGUGGUGAUCAAGAAAAUCUAUCACGCAUCAUUCGGAUCUGUGUAGAACACGAUGAGCAUAUCAAAUGUCUGGACCAUGUUAUGGUUUAUCAUACUGGUUCUUUGGCUACUGUGGAAGUACAUAUUGUAUUGGAUGAUGACUUACCACUCAAAAUCACUCAUGACAUCAUCGAAUCGCUUACAAAGAAAAUUUCAGUUUUACCAUUUGUUGAACGUGCUUUCGUACACGGUGACUACCGUUGUGAUGGUGACUGGGAUGAGUAG